Phytophthora nicotianae INRA-310 is the source of this 1431-nucleotide messenger RNA. RefSeq lists its product as hypothetical. The record is from RefSeq and is a predicted model, not a curated record. Lineage: Eukaryota; Oomycota; Peronosporomycetes; Peronosporales; Peronosporaceae. The transcript has 2 exons. Gene Ontology annotation, molecular function: protein binding. Bases 1 to 1431 code for a protein of 476 amino acids.
AUGAAGGUAUCAACAAUACUUGCUGUCUCGGCUGCAACAGUUUUGGUCGCUAAUGCCGAAAGCUACAGUGAACCGGAUCAAGCCAUCUGGAUCGAUCGUCACAACUACUUUCGCAGAACGGGUUUGCCAUGGUCUGCCGGCAACAUGCGUCGCAUUGAUUGGGAUGCUGACCUGGCCACCAAAGCUGCUUCGACUGCAUCGAAGUGCUCGGCCACUUGUGGAAAAGGUAUCAACGCGUUCCAGACAUCAUUAACCAACGCGUCGUCGGCCAUUGAUGAGGCGAUUCAACAGUGGGUCGUGGAAACUGGCGUGACGACCAUCAAGACCAUGGCACAGCCCGGUUCCAGCGGGUUGGACGUGGGCGUAGGCUACUACAACUCGUACUCACAGAUACUCUGGGCGGAAACCACUAGUGUCGGUUGUGCGACAGCGACCUGUUCAGGAGGAGAGUUGGUGGUGUGUGAGUACUCCCCUCCAGGUAACGACGGGAAGUCUCCUUGGUACAACCACGCGUCCCAAGGUUCUGAAUGCCCGGAUGGAACAACUGCGUCCGGUGGUCUCUGUAUCGACGAGGGCAACGAUGCCAACAGUCCGAUCGCUCCGAUUCCUGAUGGCAAAUAUACGUACCAGGUAUACCCGGCUUUUGUGACGGAUAUCCAAACUAUUCUACUGAAUACUGCACGAGAUAUCGCCAACGGGUCCAUUCCUCCGACGACACAGUCAAGCAACUCGACGUCGUCAACACCAGAGGCGACCACAGCUACCCCUUCUAAGGAAACUACACCAUCGUCAAAGACGAAGACGAGUUCCUCUGCCUCCAGUAGCGGCAGUUCCUCAUCGGAAUCCUCAACGAAACAGGAGACACCAAAGAAGGCGGCCGACACGAAGUUGUCGUCCGAGUCCUCGCCUGCGUCACAGGUAACGCAGGAUGACGGCGAACAGGCUCCGGGAACGACAAUGCAUCUGGAUGAUGCAGUGCAUCACGCCAACCAGGCACUCGAAAUUGACUCGAAUAACGUCAAGGCACUCUAUCGUCGAGCCCAGGCUUACAGAUUGAAGGACGAAUUCGACCUUGCACACAAGGAUAUCGCGCGUGCUAUUGAGCUUUCGAAGGCCGGAGAAACAAAGCAGUCAGCAGAUUCACUCUUGAUACAAGAGAAGAAGCUGCUACAGGCUAAAGUGUUCGCGUACAAACUGCGGACGAAGCAGGUAUCAGCUGCGAUGUUUGGCACUGGUGACAAGACCAAGGCACCGGAACGUUACGUUCCCGGCCUUCGUGUUUCAGACUCAAACGCUAUGGCGCUCAACUUGAAGAGCUCGAGUUCAGCUUCAACGCUGACAAACGAGUUCCCCUGCCUGGACACUUGGCAGCCUUCAACUCGGGGUCUAAAAGAGCUGCAGACACUAGUUUCCAGUCUCGAAAGCCACUGA